CUUCCAACAACUCUUGAUUGUUGAACACUCGUUUAUACAGCAUUCAUUAUGAAGUUUCUUUCGUCGCUUUUAAUCUUGGGGGGAGUUCAGGCGGUGUUUGGGAAGACCCAACUCUAUGGCAUGAACAUUGCAGGAUUCGAGUUUGGGUGCGCAAUCACUGGAGAUUGUCCACUCACGAAAAUUAUUAUACCGCCGAUUGCGAGUCUGGGCGGUGGAGAUGGAGCCGGCCAAAUGUCACAUUUUGUCAAGGACGAUGAAAUGAACAUUUUCCGUCUGCCUGUCUCGUGGCAAUACCUCACCAACGGUGUUAUCGGACCCCUCGACAAGAAGAACCUUGCGAAUUACGAUCUGCUGAUGCAGGCUUGUCUCAAGACAGGCGCGUACUGUAUGAUCGAUAUCCACAACUUUGCGCGGUGGAAUGGAGACAUCAUCGGGCAGGGAGGACCAACAGACCUUCAAUUCGCAGACCUGUGGACACAACUGGCCACCAAAUAUGCCAACAAUUCAUUUGUCAUGUUCGAACUGAUGAAUGAACCGCACGAUCUCGUCAUCGACACCUGGGCCGCCAGCUGUCAAGCAGCCGUGAACGCAAUCCGCAAAGCCGAACUGGUCUCCCAUACAAUCCUCCUGCCUGGACUGAACUUCUCCAGCGCUGGCACUUUCAUCAGCAGUGGUUGGGGUGCGGCAAUGGCCACGGUCACGAACCCAGAUCUGUCAACGGACAACAUCAUCUUCGAUCUGCACAAAUAUCUCGAUAUCGAUAACUCGGGCAAUCACAUUGAGUGCGUGAUGGACAAUGUCAAGGACACAUUCGUACCCGUUGCCGCGUGGCUCCGAAAGAACAAGCGGCAAGCGAUCGUCAGUGAGACCGGUGCUGGUGCCUCUGAUUCUUGCUUCAUCGACUUUUGUGCCCAAAACACAGCCAUCAACGACAACUCUGACGUUUAUCUUGGGUACAUCGCAUGGACAGCGGGUAGUGUCACAUCCACCUACCUCCUAAAUCUUGCACCCUCGAAGUCGGGCUCCAAAUGGACGGAUCAGAAGAUGGCCGUCGAGUGUGUCAUUGAUGUGUGGGUCAGUGCACUGCCUGCUACCGUGUCAAACACUUGGGGCUUAACCUUUGCCGCGGGGACCCCUGUCACUUCCAGCACAGUAUCAAAGACUUCUACUACUCAGUCCACGGCAGCUGCCACGACGGAUACCGGAUCCGGUUCCGGAGCCACGCAGACCCAGGCAGGAGGUGUUACAAAGACGAUCGUGCCGGCGAGUGGCUCGACUGGCAAGAGUGCAGCAAGCAGCGUGAAGGUGGGAAGUGGAUUAAUGGGGGUUUGCUCGUUAAUAUUCGCCCUUGUUCUCCUGUAAAUUUUAAUGGAAGUCUUGUAUCAUUUCGGUGGGGAUUCUCCUUUGUUGCAUGCAUAGAUUGGCAUACCCUGUUUUAGCGAUCAUUAAUUCAAUGGCGUAAUUUUCAGAUAUUCCUCACCAACCGUCCCAGAACCUGCGUCGAGUGACCCUCAUAGUCGUAUCUCCUGCUCCGACUAUCAUGGUCUCACCGGUGUGUCCAACUUCAGCAUCCAUAGCGACUUCUCUUUCCUUCUCCUUCCCCACCUGCCAGGCUGUCCUCUGUUUCCCCAAUCCCAGAUCUCCGCAACCUCCCCAAGAACCUCUCAUCAUCCAGCUCACUCUUUUCAACUCCCAAAACCCUCUCAUAGGUGGGUGUUAUGUC
Molecule: messenger RNA, 1723 nt
Organism: Hyaloscypha bicolor E
Lineage: Eukaryota; Fungi; Ascomycota; Leotiomycetes; Helotiales; Hyaloscyphaceae
Product: glycoside hydrolase family 5 protein
Exons: 5
Coding region: 49-1362 (437 amino acids)
Biological process (GO): glucan catabolic process
Molecular function (GO): hydrolase activity, hydrolyzing O-glycosyl compounds
Source: RefSeq, a predicted model, not a curated record